Messenger RNA from Synchytrium microbalum, 4653 nucleotides. Its product is annotated as chitin synthase. Gene Ontology annotation, cellular component: cell septum; cell periphery. The coding region runs from base 1 to 4653 and encodes 1550 amino acids. Lineage: Eukaryota; Fungi; Chytridiomycota; Chytridiomycetes; Synchytriales; Synchytriaceae. Gene Ontology annotation, molecular function: chitin synthase activity. The transcript has 5 exons. The record is from RefSeq and is a predicted model, not a curated record.
AUGGACGACCACGACAUAGAGGACGAGGGCGACACCGACUCGCUGCUCCAAGCUAUUGGCAACGGCCGAGAGGCUCCUUGUAAUGAUGAAGUCGAAUCUUUACGCUUUCGGACUCAGGAGUUGCUGCUUGAUGACAGCAAUGAGGGCUCAACGGGUAGUUCUGGCACUACUUUGCCUGAUUAUUUGCUACCUCAUGGUGCAGACCAUCCAAAAAACACUCUGGAAGGAGAUCUGCUGCAUCAAACGCCGCUACCUCAUGUAUUUCCGAUACCGCCGCCCAUACGUAAUCCAGGAACACCAGCUCAACGAAGCCCAGACCUGAAUAACAAUAAUCGUCGAAUCACGCAAUCUCGUCGUCUAGUAGGCCGAGUCUCUAAUCUACACCUCGCCGAGAGUCUUUCAGUUGGAAUACCACGUAAUGUAGAAGAAAAUGGUCCCGGGCGUAAGAGAUCAUUGUUUAAACUAGAUCGAACGAAACUUGGUGAUGCAAGGAGGCCGUGGAGACGGCGAGAGUAUAGUCGUAGCCCGACUAGUCCUCCCAUUAGUACCAGCCCGAGUCCAUCAGCCCCUGCUGCCGGAGAACAGCAGCAGCAAGCUAUGAAACGUAAGAUGACGCUAGGCAGAUUAGAUUCUAUUGGUCGUAUGGCUAUUUCCAUGCGUCCAAGCCAUGAAAAUGGACCACCGACAACGCCAUGGGUCUGGACUUCAUGGAUCUUAACGUGUUGUAUACCAGGAGCAUUGCUCAAAUGGUUUGGGAAGGGAGAUCCAUAUGUAGCUCAAGCAUUUAGAGAAAAAUUGACUCUUUGUCUAAUCAUCACAAUCCUCAUGGCUGCAGUCGGGUUCUUGACAUUCGGAUUCCAGAACUCGGUCUGUAGUUUUAACGGCCUCCAUAUAAAUCUAAACAAGCUGAAUACGCUCUAUGCUAGUACAUCGAUACGUGGUGUCAUAUAUAGUUUAGCUGAUUUCACCCAUCCUCCUAUACCCGGAAUCACUGCUAACUUUAACAAUGUCGCUCAAGGUCGUGAUAUAACGCCAUUAUGGCCUCCAGCUGCAAAUACUUCCAAAUGCGUUGCCCUACUUGGAGCUGCUUAUACGCAGUUUCCAUGUGUGAUUCCAAAUGUAUGGCCACCGAAUGGCUCUGCACUGCCCAACGAUUAUACUAGUUGUCAUUCGUCGAAAGCUGAUAUUGCUGUGUUGGGCCUUACCAAAGUACAAGGCACUGUAUUUGUAGAUUGGGAAUUUGUUGAACAGUCGACCAACAUGUUGGUGUACAAUGGAUGGGUUUUAGAUUUGACGGCUUUCAGUUCGAACCCGGCCUUCCUUGGUCAAGACUUUUACGCCUUGGCUAUGGCUAAUAUCGGUCGAGACGCAACAAAGGCCUUCUCGCUCAAUGCCACCAACAUUAGAAAGGCCCAAUGUCUCGACGAGAUAUUCAGAGUCGGACAGAUAGAUUCGCAGCCUUUUGGCUGUGUAGUGUCGAACGUAGUCCUCUAUGUCUCCUUGAUUGUUAUCGUUGGAGUCGUAUUCAUACGAUUUUUCCUAGCAAUCACCUUCUCAUACCUGAUUGGAUCAAGACUAGGUGAUCGGCCUGGUAGUAUAACUCGAUCGGCAGUCGAAUUGAGUCGACGACGACGAGAGAUAAAGGAAAUAAAGGAGCAGGAUGCUCUCAUAGCUGCUCAGAUUAAUGAAACUGGACAACCUCGAGAUGCAUACCGUGAACGUGUACCGGUAAUUCCAUCUGGACUAUCUGGCCGAUUGAUAUCGAGUGAACGUGAUCGUACCCUAAACAAGACUAGGUCUCUGCCAGUCUUGAGUACACGGUCAUUUGGAUUACGGUCAGCCGCUUCAAGCCGUAGCAUAAUAUCAGAAGAAGUCGUGCCAGAUAGUGAAGCAGACUUGUCAGCCAUGCCAGAAAGUAAACGUCAUUCUGCCAUUGUAUUUGGUAGAAAGGCUCCUGAAAACCUGAGAAUAGAUAGUAAACGAUUAGCGGUCUUUCCUGAUCCUUCAGCACCGGAUGCUGCCGCAGCCAAGGAAACUGUCAUGAGCAACCCAGAUCUUAUGCACGUGUUAGUGAUGAUUACGUGUUAUUCUGAACCAUAUAUAUCGUUACGAACCACGCUGGACUCGAUAGCAAACACGUAUUACCCUUCGACGCACAAAACCUUGUUUGUAGUUGCUGACGGUAUGGUAACUGGUGAAGGCAAUGGUCGACCUACAAGUGACUUCUUAGUUGAUAUGAUGGAGGUGGAUGACCGUUUUAGAUCCGAUGAUCCACGAUAUGGUGGUGAACCACAAGCAUAUUCCUAUGUCGCUAUCGCUGACGGCUCUAAACGUAAAAACUUUGCUCGAGUCUAUGCAGGCUGGUAUCGAUACACCAAAUCGCAGCCUGGUGCUGAUGCCAAGGAAAAGGAUGCUAAAAAGAAGUGGAGACGUAGUUUAGGUAACCUGGCCUUGUCGAAACAACGAGAAUUCGACAGUGAAGACGAUAGUGAUGAUGAACGACCUGAAUUAAGUAGACACGGCACAUUCAGAUCCAUCAAGACACGUAAAGAUGGUCGUGUACCCAUGAUUCUCGUUGUAAAAUGUGGCAAUCCUGAAGAACGGGAACCAGGUAAUCGUAAACCUGGUAAUCGUGGUAAAAGAGAUUCACAAGUCCUAGUCAUGAAUUUCCUCUCCAAAGUGAUGUUUGAUGAUCGAUUGACUGAACUUGAAUUUGAAUUGGUGCAUAAAUUGUGGGCUAUUGGUGGUGUACAUCCUUCUAAAUAUGAGGGUGUACUUAUGGUGGAUGCUGAUACCAAGGUUUAUCCUGAUUGUAUAACGCAUAUGGUGGCUUGUAUGUUGAAUGAUCCAAAAGUUAUGGGGUUGUGUGGUGAGACGAGGAUUGCGAAUAAGUUUGGGUCGUGGGUCACUAUGAUACAGGUGUUUGAGUAUUACAUAUCUCAUCACUUGACAAAAGCUUUCGAAUCCGUAUUUGGAGGUGUAACAUGUCUACCAGGAUGCUUUUGUAUGUACAGAAUCAAGGCUCCCAAACCUGAACACGAAGGCACAUUUGUACCUCUCCUCGCAAAUCCAGAUGUAGUUGAACAAUACUCUGAAAAUGUAGUGGAUACGCUACACAAGAAGAACCUGUUACUCUUAGGAGAAGAUCGAUUCUUGACGACGCUAAUGCUCAAGAAUUUCCCACAUCGGAAGAUGAUUUUCGUGCCACAAGCUGUAUGUAAAACCGUGGUGCCUGAUUCCUUCAAGAUCUUGUUGAGUCAGAGGAGGCGGUGGAUCAAUUCAACCAUACAUAAUUUGUUGGAGUUGAUACUUGUGAGGGACUUGUGUGGGAUUUUCUGUUUCUCUAUGCAGUUUGUGAUAUUUAUGGAACUUGUAGGAACAGUCGUGCUACCCGCUGCCAUUUCCUUCACCAUAUUCUUGCUAAUCGAGUCCUUCUUCAUAUCACCACCACCGUACAUUCCAUUGGGACUUCUCGCUGCCAUAUUAGGUCUACCAGCCUUGCUGAUUGUGAUGACGGCGCAUCAUCCAAUGUACAUAUUCUGGAUGUUUAUCUACUUGGUCUCGCUACCCAUAUGGAAUUUCGUAUUACCUCUGUAUGCAUUCUGGCACUUUGAUGACUUUAGUUGGGGCCAGACGCGUCAAGUAGCCGGUGAAAAGAAGGGAGAAGAUCAUUCUCGUCGAACAGGUGAAUUUGAUGGGGAGGGAAUCCAGUUACGUAGAGCAGCAGACUGGAUACGGUAUCGCAAGAUGCAGAAUGAGAAGGCUAGACGACUGCUGUUUGCUCAACAGGAAGCUACUGCUGGUGUGGGUGGUGGUGGUGCCAGUAAUUAUAAUCCUAACUUGAUGGAUCCAACCAGUAAUAUUGAGUCGAUGGGUGAUUCUAGCCAUACGGGCGCAUAUCCAUUCCCGUUGGCAUACUCACGCCCUCAACCAUCGCUUCCACCGCCAAUGCCUCUUAGAUCACAAUCUGAUGAUGACAGAUGGGUAGAUAACAGCCAGUCAGAUGCACCACCACGGCGCAAUCCAACCGUCCGAUUCAACGCUUCUCCUGUGAUAGAACGACCCAGUCAUUUAAGCAAUAUAUUAGCCUCCUCAGGUGCCAUCGCACCACGAUCUCCAGAUGGAUCACUGACUCAACCACCAUCCCCAGUGAAACCAUUGCCAAACCUACCACCACAAUAUACCACACGUUCGCCUACACGUCGAACAUCACUAGCUCAUGGUGUUAGGAAUGCAUGGUCUGCUAUACAAACUCCUUUUAAUAAUAAUAGUAGGAAUAGUCAUUUAGAUAAUGGGGCCACGCCACCGCCUCCACGUGACGAGAGUUUGAGGACGAGCUCUAUACCAACUCUGCUAAGGCCGCUCCCGAUACCGCUACCGAAUAUUGUUACUGUUUGGAAACCUAGUGAAAAUGAUGGUAGUAAAGCAGACGGGGUUGAAGAGGAAGAUUGUAACAAGACGACGUCUACUGAACAUUUUAGUACGAACAAUGGGUCGUCUGAAGGAGAGGAAACACCGGCAACAGCAUCCAAACAGACUGCUGAUCACGCUGGGUUGUCACCGCCGAGAACACCACCGAAAGAAUCGAGUGUUGGAUGGGUGCCCAAACUUGGGUUUAUUGAAGAGGGUCAUGAUGCUGAUGAUGAGGAGUGA